AUGCUUUCUGCUGAUGGGUUUUCUUGCUUUCCAUGUUUUGCUGGAUGCUUUUUAUGCUCAUCAACACAUUAUUAUCAAUGCACAGCCUGCUUUUCUUCAUAUUACUUAUUAAAUGUCCUCUGCGAUACACAAUGUCCAAGCGGUUUCAAUUCAAAUGCUAUAACAAAUAAAUGCGAUUUAGUGAAUAGUUUAAUUGUGGAUUUAGAAUUGGAUGAUUAUAUUGUGCUUGAUAAUUUAUUAGGAUUUAAUGUUGGUAGUAUUAAUACAAACACUUAUCCAGUGCUUGAUGUAAAUGACCAGAAGGGCUAUUUUUUACUGGGCAAAGUUAUAUGACUAGCUCUUUAA
Messenger RNA from Blepharisma stoltei, 345 nucleotides. The record is from the annotation of a GenBank genome assembly. Lineage: Eukaryota; Ciliophora; Heterotrichea; Heterotrichida; Blepharismidae.